Molecule: messenger RNA, 8493 nt
Organism: Oryctolagus cuniculus (rabbit)
Lineage: Eukaryota; Metazoa; Chordata; Mammalia; Lagomorpha; Leporidae
Gene: TRIM71
Product: tripartite motif containing 71
Biological process (GO): protein polyubiquitination; proteasome-mediated ubiquitin-dependent protein catabolic process
Molecular function (GO): zinc ion binding; protein binding; ubiquitin protein ligase activity
Source: RefSeq, a predicted model, not a curated record
CGGCGCGGCCGGGGCCACCCGCGUCCCACUCGGCUGCUCGUUCCGGAGAGAGAAGAUGACGCAGGCGGGAGCCAGCGGCGCUGGCCACGCGGCUCGCGAACUCGCCGCGCGGGGCCGUUGCCGGCUCCACUGAUUCCAGCGCGCCCGGGAGGAGGCUCCGUCCCCGAGGCUCGGGAUCGGAGGGGGGACCGCGGCGAGGGCGAAAUGGCCCGAUGACAAAGGAAAUGUGAUCCCCCUCCGCUGCCAAGGUUUCAGAGCGGACGGACGCGAGGAGGAGGAGGGGCGCGCGGCGCGGAUAGCAUUGCACGACGGCCCGCGCGGAGCGGGCAGCGGGUACAUCCAAUAUCUUCCUGCCGAUGAAUAAUUCAGGGCGGCCCGCGGGGACCUGCGGCCCUGCGCCUUCGCGCCGCUAAGCCGGAGGGGUUAAGCCGCGCGCGGGAGGCGCCCGGGUCCCGCCAGGCCGGGGGGCACGAGGGCCCGGGCCGCGUGGGCCGCGCGUGCGUGCUAAGCGCGGGCAGCCGCGGCCGGGCUCCGGCGGGUGCGCGGGAGACUCGACGCGCGUGGGCCGCGCGUGCGUAGAGCGCGCGUGCGGCCGGGCCCCCACGAGCUGCAGCUGCGGCGGGGGCUGACCGCCCUGCAGGGGAGGAGGGGGCUGCGCCUGGCCGUGCGCAAGCCCCGGGCGCAGCACGCCGGGCCACCCAGGAGCCCCUGGCCGCCGCGUCAUGCGGCGGGGCGGCCGGCGUCGCGCGGGGGCACACCGGCUUGGCGACGCGCUGCUCCCGCCGUGACGACUUCGGGGCGCCUUCCCGAGGAGAGAUUCCGAGAAAAAGCCACGCACCAGAUAACCUUCGUCGAGCCAAAUUCUGCUGUGGCCCGGACCGGGAUCGCACAGCGGGGACUCCCCUUCGGCCAGCGCGCGCGGCCAAGCCCCGGCUGCUCCCGGGAGCCCUCUGACCUCCGAGCCCCUGCUCGCCCCUCGCGUGUCGGGGCUUGUUCCGGCCUCCCCGCCUCGGCAGGAAUCCGCGUCGCCCCCGGAGAGUGGCAUUUAAUGCCCGCGGUGCUGGGAGCAGCCGCGCGCGGGCCGCGCCGCCCUGGUGCCGGCUCCCGGGUCGCGGACCUGGCCGGUGCUCUUUGCUGAGUGAGUCGGCGGCUCCCCCACCCGCCUCGUCCGCUCUCUCCUCCUCCUCCUCCUCUUCCUCUCUGGUCUCCUCCCUCCUCCGGGACGGGUUGCAAAUGGCUUCGUUCCCCGAGACCGACUUCCAGAUCUGCCUGCUGUGCAAGGAGAUGUGCGGCUCGCCGGCGCCGCUCUCCUCCAACUCGUCCGCGUCGUCCUCGUCCUCGCAGACGUCCACGUCGUCCGGGGGCGGCGGCGGGGGCCCCGGGGCGGCGGCGCGCCGCCUGCACGUCCUGCCCUGCCUGCACGCCUUCUGCCGCCCCUGCCUGGAGACACACCGGCUGCCGGCGGCGGGCAGCGGCGCGCCGGGAGAGCCGCUCAAGCUGCGCUGCCCCGUGUGCGACCAGAAGGUCGUGCUCGCCGAGGCGGCGGGCAUGGACGCGCUGCCCUCGUCCGCCUUCCUGCUCAGCAACCUGCUGGACGCCGUGGUGGCCACCGCCGACGAGCCGCCGCCCAAGAACGGCCGCGCGGGCGCGGGCGCCCACAGCAACCACCGGCACCACGCGCACCACCCGCACCCGCGCGCGCCCGCCGCCGCGCCGCCGCCGCCGCCGGCGCCCGCGCCCGCGCCUUCCCGCCCGACUCCCGGCGGCGGCGGCGGCGGCGGCGGCCCGGCCGCGUCCCCGUCGGCGCUGCUGCUGCGGCGGCCUCACGGCUGCAGCUCCUGCGACGAGGGCAACGCGGCCUCCUCGCGCUGCCUGGACUGCCAGGAGCACCUGUGCGACAAUUGCGUCCGCGCGCACCAGCGCGUGCGCCUCACCAAGGACCACUACAUCGAGCGCGGCCCGCCGGGCCCCGCGGCCGCGGCCGCGGCGCAGCAGCUCGGGCUCGGGCCGCCCUUCCCCGGCGCGCCCUUCUCCAUCCUCUCCGUGUUCCCGGAGCGCCUCGGCUUCUGCCAGCAGCACGGCGAUGAGGUGCUGCAUCUCUACUGUGACACUUGCUCCGUGCCCAUCUGUCGCGAGUGCACCAUGGGCCGGCACGGGGGCCACAGCUUCAUCUACCUCCAGGAGGCGCUGCAGGACUCCAGAGCGCUCACCAUCCAGCUGCUGGCCGACGCCCAGCAGGGCCGCCAGGCGAUCCAGCUGAGCAUCGAGCAGGCCCAGACUGUGGCUGAACAGGUGGAGAUGAAGGCAAAGGUGGCUCAGUCGGAGGUGAAGGCCGUCACUGCAAGGCACAAGAAGGCCCUGGAGGAGCGCGAGUGCGAGCUGCUGUGGAAGGUGGAGAAGAUCCGGCAGGUGAAGGCCAAGUCUCUGUACCUGCAGGUGGAGAAGCUGCGGCAGCACCUGAGCAAGCUGGAGAGCACCAUCAGCGCCGUGCAGCAGGUGCUGGAGGAGGGCAGGGCGCUGGACAUCCUGCUCGCCCGAGACCGGAUGCUGGCCCAGGUGCAGGAGCUGAAGACCGUGCGCAGCCUGCUGCAGCCCCAGGAGGACGACCGCGUCAUGUUCACGCCCCCCGACCAGGCCCUGUACCUUGCCAUCAAGUCCUUUGGCUUCGUCAGCAGUGGGGCCUUCGCGCCUCUCACCAAGGCCACCGGCGAUGGCCUCAAGCGGGCCCUGCAGGGCAAGGUGGCCUCGUUCACGGUCAUCGGCUACGACCACGACGGUGAGCCGCGCCUCUCGGGAGGGGACCUCAUGUCGGCCGUGGUCCUGGGCCCUGACGGCAACCUGUUCGGCGCGGAGGUGAGCGACCAGCAGAACGGGACGUACGUGGUGAGCUACCGGCCGCAGCUGGAGGGCGAGCACCUGGUGUCGGUGACCAUGUGCAACCAGCACAUCGAGAACAGCCCCUUCAAGGUGGUGGUCAAGUCGGGCCGCAGCUACGUGGGCAUCGGGCUCCCGGGCCUGAGCUUCGGCAGCGAGGGCGACAGCGACGGCAAGCUGUGCCGCCCCUGGGGCGUGAGCGUCGACAAGGAGGGCUACAUCAUCGUGGCCGACCGCAGCAACAACCGCAUCCAGGUGUUCAAGCCCUGCGGCUCCUUCCACCACAAGUUCGGCACCCUGGGCUCCCGGCCCGGGCAGUUCGACCGGCCCGCCGGCGUGGCCUGCGACGCCUCGCGCCGGAUCGUGGUGGCCGACAAGGACAAUCAUCGCAUCCAGAUCUUCACCUUCGAGGGCCAGUUCCUGCUCAAGUUCGGGGAGAAGGGCACCAAGAACGGGCAGUUCAACUACCCUUGGGACGUGGCGGUGAACUCCGAGGGCAAGAUCCUGGUCUCGGACACCCGGAACCACCGGAUCCAGCUGUUCGGGCCCGACGGGGUCUUCCUGAAUAAGUACGGCUUCGAGGGCGCCCUCUGGAAGCACUUUGACUCGCCGCGGGGUGUGGCCUUCAACCACGAGGGCCACCUGGUGGUCACCGACUUCAACAACCACCGGCUCCUGGUCAUCCACCCCGACUGCCAGUCAGCGCGCUUCCUGGGCUCGGAGGGCACGGGCAACGGGCAGUUCCUGCGCCCGCAGGGCGUGGCCGUGGACCAGGAGGGGCGCAUCGUCGUGGCCGAUUCCAGGAACCACCGGGUCCAGAUGUUUGAGUCCAACGGCAGCUUCCUGUGCAAGUUCGGCUCCCAGGGCAGCGGCUUCGGGCAGAUGGACCGCCCGUCCGGCAUUGCCAUCACCCCCGACGGCAUGAUCGUGGUGGUAGAUUUCGGCAACAAUCGAAUCCUCAUUUUCUAAUCGCAGUGGCUCGGGUUCCGUGCUGGGGGGGGGGGGCGUGCACACGUGCGUGUCUGUCUGUCUCUAUCUCCUCUCUCCCUCCCUCUCUCUCUGUUUUUGAAUUUCAAAGAAGUAACCAUCUCAGGGAAAUUUUUUCUUUUCUUUGUCUAAAGAGAACAAGAGAAGUACAGCGUUGAUUCUUACCUCAUCUUUAUUUCUUUACAGAUGAAUGUAACAGUGUCCUUUGCGCAGGGGUGGAGCCUGUGGAGUGACACUUUCUAUCUACCUCAUGGAUCUAUGUUUCCUUCUCAGACAGGCCCAGGGGCCCUCCUGCGCGGGUUCACACCUGCCCGGGCCGUGGCGGGCUGCGCGCACACUGGCCCUGCAGCUGUUGGGUGUGCGUGUGCGUGUGUGUGUGUGUGUGUGUGUGUGACGGGAUGCAUUCUGUAGGUUGAGCCAAGGAAAUACAAGAAAACUACUAAGUUAAAAAAAAACUAUAAAACUGGAAAAAAUAGGAUUUUAAACUGCAUACGGAUAGAGUGUGUUCUCGAGAAUUCUGUGUUUCUGUGGGGUUAGAUUGUGUGGUGUGGUUUUGAACUUGCUGGAAAAUCUUUUUUUUAAAAAAAUGCUGCAGCAGAGAACGCUUCCUCUGUUUUCCUCGUCUACCUCAGCAUCUUUGCUCGUUCCCUAGGAGAGGUGGCUGUGGCUGGGCAGCCGAGAGCGGCAGCCCGAGCGGCGAGCUGUAGGGUGGCUGGUCUCUGUUUUCGGGGGGGUGGGGGAGGGAGGGUGCACCCGGAUCGUGACACCCUGCCUCCCAGGAAACCUUGUCCCCCCACACGUUGGUUUCUGAACAGUCGAUCUAGCUCGGCCUUGGAUUCAUAGUCUCAGAAGUGAAGUAUGCUUAUUUUGUUAUGGGCCAUAAGGAGUUAGGCGGAAGCAAGGAAGGGGGGCGAUGCCCCUGUUUUCAGGCGUGGACUGUGGGUGGGCACGCCUGUGCUGUGAAGGGGUCAGCCAGCCAGGCAACCCCCUCCCCCCAGACGUGGACUCUGCAGAGGGGCAGGGCGGGGGUCCUCCCGCCUCCCAUGGUGAAUGUUGUUCCAUUCCUGUAGCGCCAGGAGUUUCUUGUCUUAUCGAAGAGCAGACGGAUGGAUGAACUUUCAUUUUAAAAGCACAAUUUCUUCCUGCUUUGGAAGUUCAGGGAAAGAGGAAGUCUGCGAGUCGGAUGAUGCGUAUGAUCGGCCCGGCCCCAUACCCUCCGCUGGGCACCCGUGGUUACCGUGCCCCCCUCCCCCAAGGCCUUUGAAUGUAAAUGGUUUGUAAACCAAAUCAGCUCCCGAACCUGAAAUGUGUAAGGUGUGCUAUCUAGAUUCGGUACCAAAGAAGGAAAACGGAAGCCCAGUGCAGGACCGUGGGCUGCUGCUGCUGCCACCGCCGGACCUGGCCCGCGACCUGGUGCUCUGGCCUUCGGCUGGUCUCCCUGGUGGGACCCCGGCGCAGCUGCGAGUGUGUCCCCCAGGACCCAGAGGGGUCCCUGCGUUCCCCCAAAUCCUGAAGUGAGAACCAAAUCCCAGAGGACCGAGAGGUGCUGUCCCUAGGGAGUCCUCUUGUGUAAACACACUGACCGGUGGAUCAAUUUCAGUUUCGGUUCCUGUUUUUUUUCUGAGAGAUUUCUGUUGCGGAGUGGACGUGGUUUGCUGUGCGCUGAGUCCGUUGAGAAGUGGAGCGAUCUGCUUUGGUCAUUCCCCCAAAGAAGUGAGUCCAUUGGGUUGUGUUGACCACCCACUUUUUUUGGGCAUUACACUCUCCCGCCUCAAGCUGCCCUUUCUUCUUCCCACUGCUUUAACGUGAGGUUUUCCGAGACCCACAAAAUGAGAAGGGAGGCAGCAGGAACUCAGCUGCUGAGUGGAAGCGCCUUGUCCCCCAGUUCCUAUUCAGUUGCCUUAUCUUUGCCUCUGAGUUCUGAGUGACUUGGUGCUGGUCUUUGUCCUCGGCCCCUUGAUUGUCCAACGAAUUGCCCUGUGAACACCAAAGAUACAGUUGUCAAUGCUUAAGCGCUGCUGUGUGGGGGGAGUUCUGCUCGGUGGCUGAAAUGAUCAGGUCUGGACGAGUGGCAGCUCAGAGCAGGUGCAGCGGUCCCCCGAAGCCAGUGGGUGGGUGAGCGGUCAGGGCGAGACAUGCUGCCUCUGUGCCUGCACUUCGUGGUCCCGCUCCCCUACUUAGGAUGGUUACACGGCUGGCAUUUGGGAAGCGUGGUGGCAUUUGGGAAGUUUUUGUUUUUAAAAAGCAUUGGCCGCUUGUGGCUGUCUGAGAUUAGCUGUUGGCCCAUAGCGGGGAUGGAGGUGCCAAGCACUUUGGAGAUGUGGACUAGUCCACAUGAAGACAAGGUGGGAAGAGCCAGGGUUUGGUGCUCCCUGGAGAGAGAGGGUAUUGAGGAUACUUGCAUUUCAGCACCUGCCUCCUGCCCAUUAUGGGUGAUGCUGGGAUGAGCCUGGAGAGCGAGACCCUGUCGGCCCUGGGUGGCUCAGAUCGGGUCAGGUGGCAGGGGUGGGAUAUGACAGCAGUGGAUGUGUGGAGCUGCCCGUUGGAUCAGGUUUGAAAUCUCACCCUUAGGUAGCGGCUCUUUGGUUGACACCGGCUUAGCAUUUCAUAAUGUCUUAAGAGCAACAGAUUCCUUCUCUGUGGCUUUGGCCACGGGAAGCAGUCCUGUCUUGGAAUCCAUGCUCUAUUGUGGCUGGCAAAGUGAUGGAGCCCAGGGCCCCAGGCUGUACCCCGAGUGCACUGACUCCUCAAUCCAUACCCUUUAAGUCUAACUUACUUGCGGGGAGGAGAGGAGGGCAUACAACAAGAGUACCGUAAAUUAUGUGUUGGGCCAAAAAAGUUGCCAGAAGAGACAGCCUGUGGAGUUGCAGGGGAUAGCCGGAGACCCGCUCAGUCUGUUUUAGUCUAGUUAAGCCAAAGCUUAAGGAUUUGAGGAACGAACUCUUUUAGGCUUGAAGCCACAGAAUACUAUUGCGUAUGUGUGGUCUUCCUUUUCUGAAGAUUUUAAGAUGCUGUGUUCUGAUAGAUAGUUGAAAGAGAUGCCAAAGUUUUAGGCUUGUUUUUCUGUUGCUUUAAAAAUAAUAAAUAAUAAUAAUAAUACAAUGGUGCCAAAAAAGUAUUUAGGGUAUUUAUUUAAGACAACACUCUUUACAUUUCCAACAGUCUGGGGCUGUAUAAAAGUCGAAGUGUUUGUACCCACACAUGAUGAUGUCACAGAGCUGGAACCUCCCAGCCCGCGCCGCCUUCUCCCUGGCUUCCUGCAGGCCAGGUGCACGGGACUCAGCACUCCCAUGCCACUGUGUUUGUCUCGAUCUACCUCACUGUUGGCAAAAGUCACCUACCUCAUGUUAGCAUCCGAUGGGUCUCAAAAGGAGUAGUAUUUAUCCCGUGAGCAGUGAGUGGGAGCUGGAAUCUACCUCUUAGAAGAAGAGACGUUUGCUUGAGUCUAGAACUGACUUGUCCCAGGAGAAGUGUCAGGAGUCAUAAAUCCAAUAAUCUGUAAGUCCCCACCUCCCCCAAAAAACAAUAAUAAUUCACACCAUUCCCAUUUCCAUUCAGUGCUAAGAAACUACUGGUCCGUCUGCUCUGUUGGAGGACUUAGAAAUAAGGACCUUUAGGUCUUUCUCUUGAAGAGAAGAAUAUUUUAUCUGUUUGAUUGUCCACAGCGUCGCAGGGCUAGUUGUCGGCAGCACCCACUGUGGGAAGGGAAUGAGCAUCCUUUUGACUUCUUGAUUGUAUGUGCAGGCUGCCGCACCCAGCACGUGCGGUGCCCGGGGAAGCUCCUGUCACUCCUUUGUUUUGUUGCUAAUUUGUUUUUCUACCAAAGGUAAACACAUUGACGGGUUUUUGUUUUGUUUUUUGUUUUCCUUGUUUAUUAAAUACUUGAGAAAAGUCGAAAAGCACAUUACCAGAAAAUACUGUAUUGACAGCCCUCUGCCUCCUUCUCCUCCUCUUCCUCCUCUUCCUCCUCCUCCCCCUCCCCAGGUCACAUUUGGUUUUGAUUGGAGAGAGGGUCCCGAGACCACUGUCGGUAUCAGCAGUUGGGUUUAUUGGAGAAAUACCUCAAUGAUGUCUAUUUUGAAAACCGAUCUUACGGGUUAUUAACAAGCCAGCCUUGUGGGGCGUUUUCCGUCAUCAUGUAACCAGUAAUGGUUCUAAACGUUUUGUGUACCCACACGGUCUUAGACCUCCUUUUAAUGAUUGUAUUAACUUACAAAACUCAGGUAGUCUUUUUCUUAAGGCUCUCUCUCAGAGCACACUGGCUGAAUGUUGACGUGUGUAGCAGAGUGUUUACUUAGAAAACCAGCGUUGGCAUCAUGCCCCAUGUUCCUAGCCGUCUGUGUAGUUGUCUGCAGACACACUUCUGGCGUUCCCUUGUUUGCAGGGUGGUAAGAUGUCUUUUCCUCUAACGUCAAUGCAGGUGAGGGUGGGUGGGUGAGGGAUGUUUUUAACUAGCAUGAUAGGUGUACUUGGGGUGGGGGGAGGGUUGUUAGUAUUUUUUUAUGAAUCUCGCUCAGUAUGUCCCAUUAGCUCUCAUGCCUGGGCAAAAAGAUGCUUUAAUUUUUGAAGAUAGAACGUGUGGCUCGGUUGAGUCUGCCUUUUUUUUUUUUUUUUUUUUUUUUUUAAAGGAAA